Messenger RNA from Adineta steineri, 2190 nucleotides. Lineage: Eukaryota; Metazoa; Rotifera; Eurotatoria; Adinetida; Adinetidae. The record is from the annotation of a GenBank genome assembly.
AUGGCAAACGAAUAUGUUCUAGUUGGUACAUUAAAAAUUGUUAAAAUUCUUCUUAAUUUUGUUAAUCAAGAAGUAUUACCAGAUUUAAAUAUUAAUGAAGAUGCAUUCUGGUCUGGAGCUGAAUCAAUAAUUACCGAAUUAUCACCUGAAAAUCGUAGACUUUUAAAUAUACGAGAUUGUUUACAAGCUCAAAUUGAUGAAUGGCAUCGAACUCAUCCAGGCAAAUAUAGAGAUAUUACUGAAUAUAAACAAUUUUUAUAUGAUAUUGGUUAUUUAUCACCACGUUAUAAUGAUGAAAAUAUUCAAAUCAAUACCAACAAUGUCGAUGAUGAAAUAGCUAUUCAAGCUGCACCACAACUUGUUGUACCAUUAAUGAAUGCUCGAUUUACAUUAAAUGCUGCCAAUGCACGAUGGGGUUCAUUAUAUGAUGCUUUAUAUGGUACUGAUGUUAUUUCAGAAGAUGAUGGCUGUGAACGCACCAAUAAAUAUAAUAAAAAACGUGGUGAAAAAGUAAUUGCUUUUACACAGAAAUUUCUAGAUCAAUCUAUACCAUUGAUGAAUAACGCAUCACAUGCUGAUGUUAUCAAAUAUGAUAUUGAAAAUGGAGAACUGAAAAUCACUUUACGAGAUAAAAAUACGACUCAACUUCAAUAUCCUAAUCAAUUUAUUGGUUAUCAAGGUGAAGCCGAUAGACUUAAUUCUAUUCUUUUUGUUCAUCAUGGUCUUCAUAUUGAAAUUCAAAUAGAUCUACCUGGUAUUAAAGAUAUUCUAAUUGAAUCAGCUCUAACUACUAUUAUUGAUUGUGAAGAUUCAGUUGCAGCAGUUGAUGCUUAUGAUAAAGUACAAGUAUAUCGUAAUUGGCUUGGUUUAAUGAAAGGUAAUUUAGAAGCUCAAUUUGUUAAAGGUAAAGAAACAAUUAUUCGAAAAUUAAAUCCAGAUCGAAUUUAUACAUCAAAAACGGGAAAUGAAUUACGAUUACCUGGUCGAUCUCUUCUAUUUAUUCGUCAUGUUGGUCAUUUAUUAUAUACUGAUGCUAUUUUAAAUAAUGAUAAUCAAGAAAUUCCUGAAGGAAUUCUUGAUGCUCUCAUUACAACUUUAAUUGCAUUACAUGAUAUUAAUGAUAAACGAAAAGAAAGAAUUCAAAAUAGUCGUAAAGAUUCAAUUUAUAUUGUUAAACCAAAACAACAUGGUCCAGAAGAAGUUGCUUUUACUUCAAAUUUAUUUUGUCGUAUUGAAGAUCUUUUAAAAUUACCUCGCUAUACACUUAAAAUAGGUAUUAUGGAUGAAGAACGUCGUACAACAGUCAAUCUUAGUGCAUGUAUUCGUGAAGUUAAAGAUCGUCUUGUAUUUAUUAAUACAGGAUUUCUUGAUCGAACCGGUGAUGAAAUUCAUACAUCAAUGGAAGCUGGUCCUUUCGUACCUAAGAGUCAAAUGAAAGAAAGUAAAUGGUUAAAUGCAUAUGAAAAGAAUAAUGUUGAAAUUGGAUUAAAAUGUGGUUUAUCCGGGAAAGCACAGAUUGGUAAAGGAAUGUGGGCAAUGCCAGAUAUGAUGGCAUCAAUGCUUCAACAGAAAAUUAAACAUCUUCAAGCUGGAGCAACUUGUUCAUGGGUACCAUCACCAACGGCUGCUACUCUUCAUGCAUUACAUUAUCAUCAAAUUGAUGUUUCUAAUCGUCAUACUGAAUUAAAUUCUUUAUCUUUAUUAUCAAACGAUUAUUUAGAUGAUUUAUUAACUAUUCCAAUUCUUAAUACGACUCUAACAAAUGAAGAAAUUCAACAUGAAUUAGAUAAUAAUAUACAAAGUAUACUUGGUUAUGUUGUUCGUUGGAUUGAUCAAGGUAUAGGUUGUUCAAAAGUACCUGAUAUUGAUGAUAUUGGAUUGAUGGAAGAUCGUGCAACAUUAAGAAUAUCAAGUCAACUUAUGGCAAAUUGGUUACGACAUGGAAUUAUUACAAAACAACAAGUUAUAGAAACACUUCAACGAAUGGCUAAAAUAGUAGAUCGACAAAAUGCAAACGAUACUGAAUAUCAACCAAUGGCAUCGAAUUUUGAUCAGAAUAUAGCUUUUCAAGCUGCACUAGAACUUAUAUUAGAUGGACAUAAACAACCAAAUGGAUAUACUGAACCUAUUUUACAUCGUCGACGAUGUGAAGUAAAGUCUCUACAACAACAAAAUAUUAUUUCCCAUUGA